Messenger RNA from Cotesia glomerata, 5438 nucleotides. RefSeq names its product acetylcholine receptor subunit alpha-like 1 (gene nAChRalpha1). Gene Ontology annotation, cellular component: synapse; neuron projection; postsynaptic membrane. Lineage: Eukaryota; Metazoa; Arthropoda; Insecta; Hymenoptera; Braconidae. The coding region runs from base 1960 to 3813 and encodes 617 amino acids. Gene Ontology annotation, molecular function: transmembrane signaling receptor activity; acetylcholine-gated monoatomic cation-selective channel activity. The record is from RefSeq and is a predicted model, not a curated record. The transcript has 7 exons. Gene Ontology annotation, biological process: nervous system process; regulation of membrane potential; signal transduction.
CAACCAGUAGAGUGAGGGUGCUGCUUGUACUGGUGCUUGCAUGGCUUUUACUCAUUCACUGUCUCGCUCAUUCAAAGGACACACCAAUUCUUGGUGUCUUUCUCGCUCUCGUGGCUUUUUUUCCCCGUUAUACAGCAUCACAGCAGCAGCACCAGCAGCAGCAGCACCGACGCGCGGCUCGACGGUACAACACCCACCAAGGCACAAGGCGGUUAGCGUCAGUACUAAGGUGGGCGGCCGUUGGUAGACUCUGGUGUGCGGUUUUUGAACGUUUUAGACGCGAUCAUGUCCAGGGAGUGUCCUCGCGGGUGGUUGUGCAUGUCAGCGGUAUCAUUAUCGCGACGACGACGCCGAUCAUCACGUUUUUUUUGUUAUGCGUAAAUUAAAUAAUUAAUAUUCCAAAGGAAUUUUGUUUAUCAGACUGUUUUAAUAGUGAAUUAAGUGGUACAGUGAUGGAUUACUGUUAAAUAUUAUUAUUAAUAAUAACAUAGUGUCCUAGGAUACUAUUUAUUUACUUUUAUUUUUUAAAUUUUGGAUUUUGUUUAUCAAGUGUUUUUAUCAUCAACUACCGGUAGAUACAAGAUACGCUUAAAGUUCCGGUAAAAGUUGUACGAAAUACUAUUGGGACGACUUGAACGUUUUCAAGAACAAAAAAUGAUAAAUCUUUAAAACAAAAAAAUGAUUUUUUUUGAAUUGUUGAGUUUUUUGGUGUUGAAAAAUUUAUUUUAAAAAAAAUACGGGCGCGGUGGAUUGAGGCGUUAGCGUAAAAUAUAUUUAAUAUAUUAGAUGUAAUUCUGUUGGGUUAUUUAUGUAAAAAAACAAAUUUGGUUUUUAAUUUUUAUAUGAAAAAAAAAAAACAGUGAUAAUGAUGUUGAGGACAAUGACGUGGGUUAAUGCAGGUAGUCGUGACAUGAAGAGGGUCACUAGUAAACCGAGUAACACGAUACUUAGUUGGGUUAAACGAGUUUAUCAUCUUGAGGUGGAUUUUAAAUUAUUUGGUUGCAUCGUGAGGUUAUUUAAAGACGAAUCGAGAUCCAAGACAACGAUUAUUAUUCUUAAGUUUAUUAUUACGAUGACGACGACGACAUUUUUGACUUUGAUAGCAGUAGCAGCCGCAGCAACAGUAUUAAAAAAAACGUCAACAAUCUCACCGACUAAUUUUGAAACAACUAAUUUUGAAACAAUCCAAGGAACAAUCGUAAAAGCGUCACUAACUCCAUUAUUUAUAACAACAACAACAAUAAUAACAACAACAGCUAUUAUUAUUAUUAUGGUUAUGAUGAUGGUUAAAAAAUUAUUUAAAUGUUGGUGCUAGCGCAAACAGUUUAAAUUCGUGAAUAAUACAAUAAUAAUAUUAUUAUUAUUAAUAGUGAUUGUUAUUUAGUGUUUUUUCAUCUCGUGACGGUGCUGUUUUUGUGUUUUAAUAUAUAUUCAAAUAAUAUAUUUAUAAUAAUAAUAAUAAUAAUAAUAAUAAUAAUAAAUAUUAAGUGAGUGUUGGUGUUUUACAAGACGUAGCAGUUAGUUUCAUUUACGAAAUAAUAAUAAUAUUAAUAAUAAUAAUAGUAUUGAAGAAUGAUUGUAAGAUGACUACUGGAGUGAUUAAAGCAACAAAGAUUGAUUAUUACAAUUAACAUUAACGAUAAAUAGUUAAAAAACGCUGGAAUGUUUUUUUUAACCUGCUCAAAGUGUAAAAGACUGAGGAUUGGUACCGUUUACGAUGGUGAGUGCGGAACGGAAGCCGGUAGUGAGUCUCUCAGACUUACACCAAUAAUAAAUACCAACAGCUUAUCCUUAUCGUCGUCGUCGACGUCGUCGUUGUCGUCGUCGUCGUCGUCGCACGUCGUUUAUCAUCACAUAUAUUUGCGAUCCGGUGUCCGGUAGCUCGUCCGUCCUUUCUCAUCGACGCCCCUGGGCAAUGUGCCCACCCGCCGGCAACGCAACGGGUGGACACGGCGUACGAUGGUCAGAGAUGCUUGGACGGACUACGGUGGGAAAGGCGAGUGGCGACGGUGGUCUAGGCUGGGCGGAUUGUUGGCCAUGGCGGUUAUCAUGUCACUUAUUGUUGCGUCAUUGCCAGGUGCAAGCGCAAAUCCUGAUUCAAAGCGCCUUUAUGAAGACCUGCUGUCCAAUUACAAUCGCCUUAUCCGGCCAGUCGGCAACAACAGUGAUCGCCUCACGGUUAAAAUGGGCCUGCGUCUAUCUCAGCUUAUUGACGUCAACUUGAAGAAUCAAAUCAUGACGACAAACGUUUGGGUGGAGCAGGAGUGGAAUGACUAUAAGCUCAAAUGGAAUCCGGAGGAGUACGGCGGAGUCGAGACUAUUCAUGUCCCAUCUGAACACAUAUGGCUGCCGGACAUUGUUCUUUAUAACAAUGCCGACGGCAAUUACGAGGUAACGAUAAUGACCAAAGCAAUUCUGCAUUAUACUGGCAAGGUAAAAUGGAAACCGCCGGCAAUUUACAAGUCUUUUUGUGAAAUUAACGUCGAGUAUUUUCCCUUCGACGAGCAAACCUGCUUUAUGAAGUUCGGUUCCUGGACAUACGACGGUUAUACGGUGGAUCUUCGUCACUUGAGCCAGACCGAGGACUCGAAUGAAAUAGAGGUGGGGAUCGACUUGGCCGAUUACUACAUCUCCGUCGAGUGGGACAUAUUAAAAGUGCCUGCGAAAAGAAAUGAAAAAUUUUACAGUUGUUGUGAGGAGCCCUAUCCUGAUAUAAUAUUUAACAUAACAUUACGCCGUAAAACAUUAUUCUACACCGUAAAUUUAAUCAUACCUUGUGUGGGUAUAUCGUUUUUAUCAGUGCUGGUGUUUUACUUGCCGAGUCAUAGUGGUGAAAAGGUAUCAUUGUCAAUAUCAAUAUUACUAUCAUUAACAGUAUUCUUUCUAUUGCUUGCCGAGAUAAUCCCUCCUACGUCAUUGACAGUGCCGCUUCUCGGCAAAUAUUUGUUGUUCACAAUGGUGCUGGUAACUCUGUCUGUGGUAGUGACUAUUGCCGUGUUAAAUGUUAACUUUCGUUCGCCGGUGACACAUCGUAUGGCUAGAUGGGUAAGAGUAGUAUUUAUUGAUAUAUUACCUAAAUACUUGUGCAUCGAAAGACCAAAUACGGACAACGAUGACGAUAAUGAUAAUGAUAAUAAUGAUAUUAUCGAUAACAAUAAUGAUGAUGAUGAGGACGAGGAUGACGACGAUAAAGCGCCCGAGCUAAUACUCACCGAUGUGUUCCCUAACGUUAAUGAGACUGACAAAUAUGAAUUACCCUAUGGUGGAAAAAGGUACAGUGAGGAUUAUGAAAUAACAGAUUUGCCCGGUUUACCAGUUACAAUACCACCAGUACCAGUGCCCCCAUCUGUUACAACAAUACCCAACUCGAGGUACGGCGACCUACCCAUUCCCGUAGUGGCUCCACGUUUUGAUGAGUCUGCAUUGCCGCCUAUACCGCUCCCUGGUGGUGGCGAUGAUGAACUGUUCGUACCCGCCAGCCCGGGAUACGUUCACGACGACGCCAGUCCGACGUUCGAGCGACCACUUGCCAGGGAAAUCGAAAAAACCAUUGAAGACGCACGUUUUAUUGCUCAACACGCCAAGAACAAGGACAGGUUCGAAAGUGUGGAAGAAGACUGGAAGUACGUAGCAAUGGUUCUCGACAGAAUUUUCCUUUGGUUUUUUACGAUUGCUUGUUUUUUUGGUACGGCUCUCAUUAUCCUACAGGCCCCGAGCCUGUACGACGAGACCAAACCAAUAGACAUUAUUUAUAGCAAAAUCGCCCAGAGGAAGAUGAUGCUGAAGAACAUGGGUCCCGAGGAGGAUGACUAGUCGACGAUAAUACCCGGCCAAAGCACCGUGGUUUUUAAAAUAAUUCAAUUAAUAUUAUUGAUAUUAAAUAAAUUUAAUUAAUAAUAAUAAUAAUAAUGAAAUCACACUCGUGCCUCGUGGUCAAGUAUUAACUGUGGUACCACAUAUUAAGACAUUAACACGCAUUUAAAUAAAUAAUGACACACGUUACUAUCCACUCUUGUAAAUUCUUGCACGCAGGCACGAGGCAGUGUCGUCGUCGACUGUCGUCACUCCUUGUGCAUCAGAGUUCACGUCUUGAGAUCAACAGCUACAGAUUGAGUAUCGUUAACCGAUUCAGCUCCAUCUAAUUUACACUCGAUCUAGUUUCAUCUCUAAUUUUAUUACUAUUAUUACUACUGCUACUACUACUACUACUACUACUACUACUACUACUACUACUACUCCUACUACUACUACUAUUACUACUACUACUACUACUACUAAUGACACAACACCGCCAGAUACCAGUUUGAAUAAUUGUAUUUUAACAAAAAAAAAUACAAUCGAUUGUUAAAUAAUUAAACUAAAAUGGUGAGUCGUGAAAAUCGUGAACAAACACUUGGAGAACGGCACGUUCACAUGAAAUAUCACGAAAAACAAUUUAGAAAAAAAAAACGACUGCGUCGUUGCCGUCCAUUGUUCUUUAAUUAAGAAAAAAAUUUUUAAAAAGAAUAAUCAUAAUCACCGUGAUUGGUGGAUGAUUAUUGAGUCUAAAAAAUAAGGAAAAAUAAUAAACGAUUCCGAUGACCCGAAAGACUUGGGACGACGACGGCCGUGGUAAAAAAGAAAGUGCCAAUUAUCCAAAUAAAAAAUUAAAAAAAAUAAUUAAUAAAAAUUAAAAAAUAAUAAGCGUGCCGUAUUUUUGUAAAAUCAAGUUUCAUACGUAAAGGCUAGAGCCACUGCGACGAACGAUUUUGUCGGGAGACUUGCCGAACUGCCGCAUUUUAUAACUGAAUGAGUUUAAUUUAAAAAUAUAAUAUAUAUAUACUAAUAACUAUUAAAUUAAUUAAUUAAUGGUGAAAAUAAUAUAAAUAAUAAAUUAUUUAAAUGAUAAAAUAAUAAAUUAAGAAUGACGAAUAACUUUCACCUAAGACACAGCAUUAGUACACGCACAAUAUGGGGGUAGUUACCCUCGCUCUUCUCUUCGUAACAAAAGAUACAAGAAGCUUCAGUCCCGAAAUAUUAUUAUCAGGUAUGGUUAUAUUUUAUUUAUUUAUUUUAUAAGUCGUGAUAUAUUUUUUUUUAACAUGAAGUAAAAAUUUUUAAAAAAUAGCCAUUGUUAUGUGUAACUAAUAAACUGCCCGUCGUUUUAUUUAGCAUACGCGUAAAUAAAAUUUGAGAAUUAAAAUAACAAUAAUAAUUAUCGGGAAAUAGUGUAAAAUAAAAUGGCUUGUAAAAACAACUGGCAAUCUGAAAAUGGCCUGUUAAUUCCAUCUUAGGUAGGCGAGAAAACCCAGAAGAGGCGAGGGAAAGGGUGAGGAGCUAUAUAUUCAUAUAUAUAUAUAUAUAUAUUGGGUAUAUAACGGGGACGGAAGGCCGGGGCUUAGAAAACGAACUGACGAUAGAGAGGAGUCGACUGUAAAAGGGAUAAAAGAGAUGAGAUA